Messenger RNA from Rhinocladiella mackenziei CBS 650.93, 2484 nucleotides. RefSeq lists its product as uncharacterized. Gene Ontology annotation, biological process: regulation of transcription by RNA polymerase II; DNA-templated transcription. The transcript has 4 exons. The record is from RefSeq and is a predicted model, not a curated record. Gene Ontology annotation, molecular function: DNA-binding transcription factor activity, RNA polymerase II-specific; RNA polymerase II cis-regulatory region sequence-specific DNA binding; zinc ion binding. The coding region runs from base 1 to 2484 and encodes 827 amino acids. Gene Ontology annotation, cellular component: chromatin. Lineage: Eukaryota; Fungi; Ascomycota; Eurotiomycetes; Chaetothyriales; Herpotrichiellaceae.
AUGGCCCAGUCUGACGCCGCCGCCGGCGCUGAGCCUGCCAGCACACCCGCGACGACCUCGACCCCGAAAAAGACGGCCUCCGCGCCCGAGAAGAAGUACAAGUGUCAGUACUGCAAUCGAGCCUUCAGUCGAAGCGAACACCGAAGUCGACACGAGCGAUCGCAUACCAAGGAGCGCCCCUUCAAGUGCCAGAAAUGUCGCAGCACCUUCGUCCGUCGAGACUUGCUCCUACGCCACGACCGAACCGUACAUGCAAAGGAUGGCGGUGUGCCUCUCCAGUCUGAGGGUAGAAAGAGGACGACAGGAACAGGCGCAGGGACGAAGACGUCGCCCUCAGCGGCCGCUCCGUCUAAGCCUUCGAUUAGCAUCGAUCCUGGCACGUUGGAGCAGAUAGAGGCAAGCAGCGAUGGUAUGCUCGACCUUGAAACUGCCGCCAUGUUGAUGACAGACUUCCAACACAAGGCGGCAGCAGCAGUGAACGGCCAUCUUCAGAACGGCGAAGGAUCCAUCCCCGGUUUCUCUCCAGAUCGAAGCUCUCUCCUCGAAUCCUCCGAUUAUCUGACCACGUCGACCGGCUUGCCACAUAUGCCCUGGGACACCUUCAUGCCACAGGGCCCGUCAGAACCAAAGGCGCAUUCCAUGUCGAGCAUGUCGUCCCAAGAUAACCUGUCGCAGCCCCCUUACGUCCACAUGGGAUCGAUCCAGCCUCAUCAGUCACAGCUGCCGCCCAUUAUGGAACGCCAGAACUCCCUCGGCGGUUCUCUGCCUCCCGCUUUCCCCUCGCUGGCGGACACCUUUCCCGUCUCCGGCACCCCUACACCCAAUGCUCUCUCACCCUUUCCCUCCAUGACAGGUCCCGUAUCUCCAGUGAACUACCGCAAGUCGCCUGGUCCCGCCCAACCCCUUUCUUUACCCAAAGCUCCGCAGUUUAACAAUGAUGACGAGAGAGCUAUCAUUGCUAACCAAGUAGGCGACGGAGAUAUCACGUUACCCCCCUUGCCUUCUGUCAAUCUCUACCUGGCCACAUACUUUAACCUCUUCCACCAUCAUCUUCCUUUCCUCCACCCCGUCACCUUCCGUCCCGAAAGCACCGAACCAGCUCUCCUCCUUGCCAUCCUGUCCAUUGGAGCUUUGUACAACUUCGAAAAAGAAAACGCAUACUUACUCCACCAUGGGUCCAAGAAGCUUGUCAACCAAUUUCUCCAGAAUAAAGACAAUUUCGAUUCUCGAAAAUGCCCACUGUGGACCAUGCAGAGCACGCUUCUGAAUAUGGUUUUUGAGAGUUGGAGUGGUGGUUCCCAAGGAUUGGAAUGGGCAUGCUCUAUUAAGAGUUUGCUUGCGAAUAUGGUUGCUGGCAACAAAUACGAGCUCAAAUUACGAAUUGAUGCACGCUCCGGCACCCCGCCCACACACGAGGAAUGGGUCACGGAAGAAGGCUGCAGAAGGACGUACUAUGCUGUGUACAUCUUCUUUGGAAUGCUGACCUUGACAUACAACCACACUCCUGCCAUCAGCUUCAAUGAGUUCGACUCAUUACCACUGCCAUCUUCGGAAUCCUUGUGGAACAUUGAACCGACCGAUGAGGAUUCGUGGCAAGAUAUCUUCGCGGCAUCACCCACGAUCACUGUUCGAGAAGCCCACGACAGUCUGUUCCAAGGAGACGCCGCACGAUACAGCGCUUUUGCAACACGGGUGAUGAUCAAUGCAUUGUUCCUUGAAGUGUGGAAUUUGAGGAGAAGCUUCGAAUCACUCCAAGACGUGGUUCUGGAAUGGAAGAUUCGGAUUGCUUUGGAAACUUGGGAGCGAUCACUCGAUUUGUGCGAACCCGAGACGAUUGUCGUCCCUCUGAGCACGCCACACAAGAGCCACCCGUUGAUCUUCAACUCCAUGGCGGUGUAUCGAAAUACGAGGGCUUUCCUUGAAGUGGACCUCAAGAAUGUUCAGGAAGCUCUGCGAUAUCACAACUCUUAUGAGAUUGCUGGGGCCAUGACGCUGUCACGAGACAGUGUUAAGCGAACAAAGGAAAUGAUCAAAGUGGUUGAGCAAUGUUACGAAUGUAUGGAAAUUGUGGCAAUGCAAGGCAUCAACUGGGUGACAAAGACUUCUUCCACCAAUUGGAGUAUUGAGCAUCCUCUCUGCGGGCUGGACCUUAUCACCAUUCUCAGUCUCUGGCUUUAUCGCAUCGAGCACGACGACCAAGAAGCUACCGAUGAAGAACUUUCCAUGUACAUGAAAGUACGCGGCUUAUUUGACGACGAUGCUGUUGACGCGAACGGUUCUCGUCUGAGCUCCACAGUUGCCCGUGUCUGGGGUACCAUGUUAGAUGGUGUGGUUGUUUGGGGCAUCUCCAAGACCAUGGGUGAAUCAUUCAAGCUGCAUGCCCAAGCUUUGGUUGGAUAUGUUGAUGAACUUCCUGUCGAUCCAGUCACAGGUGUGCCUCAAGUAUCUGAUCAGACCUUGAUGGGCAUGGAAGCAGCAUAUUGA